Molecule: messenger RNA, 2812 nt
Organism: Cololabis saira (Pacific saury)
Lineage: Eukaryota; Metazoa; Chordata; Actinopteri; Beloniformes; Belonidae
Product: dynein axonemal assembly factor 5-like
Exons: 13
Coding region: 6-2531 (841 amino acids)
Biological process (GO): inner dynein arm assembly; cilium movement; outer dynein arm assembly
Cellular component (GO): cytoplasm
Molecular function (GO): dynein intermediate chain binding
Source: RefSeq, a predicted model, not a curated record
UCAAGAUGGCAGCGAACGCAACUGCGGAUGAGCACGCUGCUUCUGAGGUUUUGAGAGGACUCGCCAGACAUUUAAAUUGUCUAAACGAGGACAACAAGGCGACGAGGAAGAGGGCACUUGAGAUGAUAAAGAAAGAAACGGUCGAUAAAGAACUUUCCAGCAGCGUCUUACAGGAAGUAUUUUCUGCCCUUCUCAAGCCUCUCCUCAAAUGCCUGUCAGAUCGAAUGGAAAGAUGCAGAGAGACCACGAUUGCGAUUAUAACAGAGUUUAUUCGAUGUGUCCCCACGCCGGAGGAGUCGCUGCCUUAUCUAAUGCCGUGUCUAGCUCAGCGUUUUGGGGAGAAAGAGAUCCUGGAGUCAGCGGAGGAACUUCGGCUGUCGGCCGUAGAGAUGCUGACUCUGACAGUGGAGCUGUGCGGGAAGCGUUUAGCUCCCUAUCUCAACGAGAUGGUCAACAUACUACAGAGAACUAUCGUCGACCCUUUUCCGGAUGUUAAAAGAGAAAGUUGCAAAUGCACCGUGAACUUUGCGAAGUCCGUGCCAGAACACUUUCACAUGCAAGCCGAGAGCCUUGUCAAACCUCUGAUGCUGACAAUAGCUCAUCAGCACUCCAGGGUGCGAGUGUCGGUCAUCGAAGCCACCGGAGCAGUCAUUCAGCAUGGCAGUGGAAAAAAUGUGGAUGAUGUACUCUCACACCUGGCACAAAGACUUUUUGAUGACUCGCCACAGGUGAGAAAAGCCAUAACUACAGUUGUUGGUGACUGGCUGUUGCACAUGAGAGACCGAUACUCAUAUUUCCACAAACUUAUUCCACUCCUGCUGAGUAACGUCACUGAUGAGAUCCCAGAAAUAAGACUUCUAGCAACUGAUUUAUGGAAGCAGGUAGGAAAGCAGUGGGAGAUGGAGAAUGAAGAUGACAUCAAGGACAAGAUGGACUUUCUUCUCACCCCACCUCAGCACUACCCUCCAGGAGUUGAGCGUCCAGGGCUGGGCUGCAGAGAGUUAGUAGAGAGAAACCUGGGGAGGCUGAUACCAGCUAUCACCCACGAUGUAACGGACUGGCUGGUGCAGACGCGGGUCAGGACCUCCCAGCUUCUCCCUGUACUGCUGCUACAUGCCGAAGACCACAGCACGCAGCACCUGCAGCCUCUGCUCGCCACCCUCUACCGGGGCUGUACCGACACAGAGAAGGACGUAGUCAAUAAUUGUCUGGCAGCUGCUAAACUGAUAGGGACGUUUGUACCACCACCUGUCUUCCUCAAGCUCCAGCUGGAACAUGUGUCGAGUCCGUACUCUUCCUCUCAGCCCUGGGUGCCCUUAAUGGUUCUGGCCGCGGCGCUGGGAGGCUGCUCCAAACCGCUACUAAAACCACAUCUUUGGCAAAUUGCCAAUACUCUCGUCCAGCCAAGUGUCUUCCAGGAAUAUCAGCAGGUUUUGUACUUGGAGCAGUUGUUGGCGUGCGUGGAUGUCCUGCUGCAUCAGUGUGAGUCAGACUGUGGUGCAAUCAGUCUGCAGCUGCUGCAGGUGCUGGUCACCAUCCAGAGCCUCUCCGCUGAGCCCGAGCUCAGCGCAAAGGCUUUGGAGAGUGUACACUUUUUGACUAAGGUACAGGGCUUGGAUUCGGUGAUGGCGCUCUACAGACAACAUAUGAGACAGCUGCUGGACUGGCUGUCCGCCUCUGUUAACUCCUGGUCUAGUUACUCCCCACAGAGACUGCAACUCCAUAUUAUAGCUACGCAAUCAGGUCCAGUUAUCGGGGAAUUUUUAAACAAGCUGAUGCCUCUUCUUCAUACUUGCCUCCAGCCAGACCGGGACACAGAAAUGAGGAUGAGCAUUUUCACAAUGCUGGCCAAGUUGCUUCUGGAUUCAAAGAGCACGCUGGACUCCCAGGGGCAUUUCCAAGACGAGUCUGAGAAGUUUCUAUGCAACAUCCUGCUUCCUAACCUGGUGUGGCACGCAGGCCGCACAGCUGCCGCCGUCCGCACCGCCGCCCUCAGCUGUCUGUUAGCUCUGCUGCACGGGGGGGCCAUUGCACCUGGACAGCUGCUGUGUCUGGAGGAAAAGCUGAGUGCCCAGGUGUUGUCUGCACUCGAGGAAGACUCUCGGAUGAGUAGGCUGAUGGCUUGUCGCUCUAUUUCUGCCAUUCUCAAGCUCAUAGGAGCCAGUUUGCACCACGAGGCUCUCAACAAGAUUUACCCUGAGCUGCUGAAGCGUCUGGAUGACAGCAGCACGGAGGUGCGUGGUGUUGCGCUGCAAGCCCUGGGCCUCUGGUUCUCCAGCCUGACCAAAGACUACAACCCUGAGCUUUGCUCUGCUCAUCUGCAGCUCCUCUUCCAGCAGCUCCUCCUGCACCUGGACGACCCUGACAGCUCGGUGCAGGGCCUAGUGCUCGAAAUCCUGAAGAAAGCCAGCUCUGUCCAUCCAGCACUUCUCAAGACGGAGACUGAGGCGGUCAAAGACCAACAUCGGCGUCCUGAUUACUGCGAUCGGCUGCUCCAGCACAUCAGCUCCCUGGAGUUAAAACAAACUUAAAACUCACUCAAACCAUUUGUGCCUUUAGUGAAGGGAUAUUGAUUCUUUAUCCAUCAAAGAUAUUUUUUUCAUUAGUAAAUACAUGUGAAUUAUAUGAGAAAAUUGAAGUUUCUGCCUAAACUUUUAAAGUUGUCCUUUAAUGAACAGUUUUCAAGACCAGUUUUUUGCAUUCACUGCUGUUAUUUAAUUCCUGCUGUUCCGAUGUUUAGUUGUAGUGAAAUAUUUUUGUACUUUUACUGAUGGGACUGUUGUUCUACUUUCAUAUUUCUGUUGUGCCUUCA